Messenger RNA from Desarmillaria tabescens, 464 nucleotides. RefSeq lists its product as uncharacterized. The record is from RefSeq and is a predicted model, not a curated record. The transcript has a single exon. Bases 36 to 464 code for a protein of 142 amino acids. NCBI's taxonomy places the organism in Eukaryota, Fungi, Basidiomycota, Agaricomycetes, Agaricales, Physalacriaceae.
GAACAGCACCCACACUCACUUUACCCCACUGCAAUAUGAGCGCAGCAUUCUCUCAGAGCGUUUCCCCUGUUGCGAUGAUCACACAGGCUGCUACCACCAUUGAAAAAACUCUUGACAUGCCAAGCGUCUCCCCCCUACCGAUGGCAACCACUCGUCCAAACCCAGGAGCAUAUGUGCAGCCGACCAUCAUACAGUGCCAUGACCCCGUUGCGCGCAGUCUCGCUACCGUGGCAGUAUUCUUCGCCAUCGGUAUGCUUAUCCUUACCACUCUGUUGGUAUUGAAGAUCCAAAAGCUGAAGGUUAGGGUGGGGCGCUGGGAAUCGGCCGGGGAUGAUCACGAAGUGCUGUUCAGUACGCCCAGCGACGCGUCCAUGUAUGGAGACGAAAAUAAAGUGCUGCUGGGCGGAGUGGUGGAGCCGGCACUUGCUGAAGGGGCGCAGGCGGGAAGCGCCGUUCCGCAUUGA